GGGUCGAUGAAGCCGGACGAGGAGCUUUGGCUGGACCCAUAGUAGUAGCCGCUGUUAUUUUGCCCGUUGGUUUCCAAAAUCCCUUAAUUCAAGAUUCAAAAAUACUUAGUCCUAGUCAAAGAAAAAGAGCUUAUCGAAUAAUUAAAAAAAAUGCCUUGGAAUACAAAAUAAUUUUCAAAAGCCCUCGCGAAAUUGAGGAAAAGAAUCCUCUCGGAGCCACCCAAGAAGCAAUGGUAGAAGCCAUUUUAGAACUCAAAAAUAAGCCAAACUUAUGUUUAGUAGAUGGUAAAGAAGAAAUAACUAUUGGGGGGAUAGAAACGCAAAGCCUAGUUGGGGGCGACCGGAAAUCAAUUAAUAUCGCUGCUGCUUCCGUUAUCGCCAAAGUAACCCGGGAUGCUCUGAUGCAAAAAUUACAUAAAAAAUAUCCUUGCUACGAUUGGUUUAGUAAUAAAGGCUAUCCAAAUACAGCCCAUUUAGCAGCACUUUUUCGCUAUGGAAUUUGCGAUUUACACCGCAAAACCUAUGAACCAAUUAAAAGUUUAUUAAAACCUAAUAGUGAUUUAAAAAAAAUCUCGGAAAAAUAUAAAUUAAGUAAAUAA
Molecule: messenger RNA, 599 nt
Organism: Paraglomus occultum
Lineage: Eukaryota; Fungi; Glomeromycota; Glomeromycetes; Paraglomerales; Paraglomeraceae
Source: the annotation of a GenBank genome assembly